This is a messenger RNA of Chaetomium strumarium, 378 nucleotides long. RefSeq lists its product as uncharacterized. Bases 127 to 339 code for a protein of 70 amino acids. The record is from RefSeq and is a predicted model, not a curated record. The transcript has a single exon. NCBI's taxonomy places the organism in Eukaryota, Fungi, Ascomycota, Sordariomycetes, Sordariales, Chaetomiaceae.
ACAAAUACCGAGAAUCUUGGAUGACGGGCAACCCGCAUUACGCGUAUCUAUUGCGGAUGACUUGCUGUCUAGCGCAAGUAUACCAGGUAGUCGCCAUGCUUCUUGGGGGUGGAUUAAUUGACCAGAAUGUUUAAAGCAUGCUGCCACUCUACCCGACUAUUUCUCAUUAUAUUCAGGGGCAGUGCGGUCCAUCCCGUCGUCGGUUCUGCGAACCCGAGGCUAUGCAGUAUGCAUUUCUUGGCCAUGGUCAAGCCAACGGAUCCGUGUCCGGCGAACAUGGCAUAUUGCAUGCGAAACCAAAACAGCGGGCCAGAAAGCCGAAUGAAUGAAUCAGGCUGAUAUGCGGAGAUGGAUGGAGCCAGAAUUUGAGGCUUAGUG